Molecule: messenger RNA, 1408 nt
Organism: Electrophorus electricus (electric eel)
Lineage: Eukaryota; Metazoa; Chordata; Actinopteri; Gymnotiformes; Gymnotidae
Gene: casp20
Product: caspase 20, apoptosis-related cysteine peptidase
Biological process (GO): regulation of apoptotic process; proteolysis
Molecular function (GO): cysteine-type endopeptidase activity
Source: RefSeq, a predicted model, not a curated record
AAGGCACCUUUCAGAAAAGCAAAACUAAAGACGGAAGUCGCUGACUAAAUACGGUUGCGUGCUGAUGCUUUCGCGGUUUUUAAGUCAUGGAGACUGUUCGUGAGAUGAAGAUCUUCCUCAUUGACACUCUGUCGGCAGAUGCAAGCUUUGUGCUGCAGUACGCUCAUCAGAAUGAAAUCCUCACCAAGCGAGAGUACAGCAGCCUUCAUCAUCCUCACCAUACACAGGAGAAUAUCAUCAUUAACUUUCUUGACAAGGUCAUGAACAAGGGGGACAAGACCUGCUGCACAUUCUUACAGCUCUUGCAGAACAAGGAGCUGCAGCAAACAUUCCCCCAGCUUCAAGAGCUCUUCAGGAGCUCUGAGUCUAACCCCCAGCAUCAAGAGUUCUUCAACCCUCGACCUCCAGCACCCACAGAGAUCAGCGAGUACAAAAUGACCAGUGUUCCUCGUGGUGUCUGUGUGAUCAUCAAUAAUGUCACAUUUUGUCCAGAUUUCGGUGACCGUAAAGGUUCUGAUGAAGAUGAAGCAUCUCUUAAAGAGGUGUUCACCUGGCUGGGCUUCUCUGUGGAGGUAUACAAAAACCAAACCGCAGGUCAGAUGAAGGCCGUCCUCAAUGACCUGGGGCAGAGGCAUCACCAUGGUGACUGUUUUGUGUGCUGCAUUCUGAGCCAUGGCAGUGAGGCUGGCGUGAACGGGACUGAUGGUGACAUCGUCCUUAUUGGCGACAUAUAUCACCCCUUCAAGGCGACCUCCUGCCAAACCCUAAUCAAUAAGCCCAAAGUCUUCUUCAUCCAAGCCUGUCGUGGCAAGAAGACCCAAAAAUUUGUUCAAGUCCAGGCUGACAACCUCGAGGCAAAAGAACUGGAAGAGGAAGCCAACUUUGAACCAGAUGCUCUCAGGUUCAUCUGCAUCCCAGAUGAUGGAGAUUUCUUUGUGGCACAGUCGACAGUGAAAGGCUUCUACUCACUGAGGAAUCCGUGUUCAGGCUCACUGUUCAUCCAGUCUUUGUGUAAGCAACUGAAACUGCACUGUCCACGGUGUGAAGACAUCCAGUCAAUCUUGCGCUGCGUGAAUGAGGAGGUGAGUAGAGAGCUUAGGAAAGUGACGAUCGGGUCUAAGAUGGUGACAACCUCACAGAUGCCAAUCCAAAAUGUGACCUUGAGGAAAAAGUUGGUGUUGUCUGUACCUACAUAGUUCAGCUGCCCCCUCCUGUGUUGGAUGUACCCACAUAGUUCAGCUUAAGCCAAGCCAUGUUUGUUUGUUUGUUUUUGUUUUUUAAACCUUUUUAGCUGAUUACCUUUAUUGACUUUUUAAUUUUUUUUAUUUCUGUGUUUUAUUGAUGAUUGUGGUCCUUAACAAGGAAUCUACAAUGUGUGUGUGCGGAAUAAAGUGAGUGUGAUACAACA